Lytechinus pictus (painted urchin) is the source of this 4246-nucleotide messenger RNA. RefSeq lists its product as uncharacterized. The record is from RefSeq and is a predicted model, not a curated record. The transcript has 6 exons. The coding region runs from base 391 to 1986 and encodes 531 amino acids. NCBI's taxonomy places the organism in Eukaryota, Metazoa, Echinodermata, Echinoidea, Temnopleuroida, Toxopneustidae. Gene Ontology annotation, cellular component: membrane. Gene Ontology annotation, biological process: immune response. Gene Ontology annotation, molecular function: receptor ligand activity; tumor necrosis factor receptor binding.
GACUCUGUCGAGCAUCACGCAUGAAAACAAACGACAACCAAUGUAACAUGGCAAUGUACCAUCGUAACCCAGGCCCAGUCACUGCGGCUUAAUAUUUUGGAAUUAGUGUCUUUGUCCAAUUCGGACUAUCUAAAGUCGGCACACUUCUGGAAGGAAAACUCUAUCUGGUGUCAAAGUUUGGUAUUCGGAAGGCUGACGAACUUCAUUAUGCAACCCCGGCUGAAAUAAAAAUUCAUAUCCGUCCGGAUGUUCAGGGUUUCCGUAUGGAAAAAGUGGAUGAUCAUUACUGUAUACCGAUGAAGUGAAUGGACCUGCAAUCAUUGUUGCAUUGGAAUUAAUUUUGGAGUUUUAAUCUUUGAUUGCAUUGUUCUAAACAGUCUGCGGCCUGGCAUGAUUGCUUUGAGCAGGAAUGUUGACAAUAUGCAGACUUCAUUAGGCACCUAUCAUGAUCCCUUGAAGUCUAUGACCAGCUGCAGAACUCUACAAGACAUCGCAGAGAUUCACCUAGAGGAAAACCAUGACCGAAUUAGGGUCUCCUGCAAAUGUCACAGGUUCCGGACUGGACACCCGAGAGAUUACCAGGGGCUGGACACAGAAGGCACAACGUCAAAUGUGUAUGUGUCAACAGAGUCAAAAGAACCGAACAGAACAUUGCUGACUUCUCCAAGCCAUAUCUAUGAGCCGGAGUCUAACAUGUGUAAGAGCACAUCUUCAAGCAUGCCAACCAUGUCAAAAGAAUCAAACAGAACAUUGCUGACUUCUCAAAGACAUAUCUAUGAGCCGGACUCCCAGGACACAUCUUCAUUAAGAGUGCAAAACACAUCAGAAGAACCAAACAGACCUUUACUUAGGUUUCCUAGCCAGAGUGUAAACCACUCAAGGACACAUGGUCUGGGAGCAGCGAGAUUCAUUUUAACGGUGCUUGUUCCUUGUGCUGCUCUUUUGGUGACUUUAUCCAUGGCAUUCAUUUUGAUUUCGUGGAGUAAUGCACAAGCGCGGCUCUUGGAGAGGGUGGCGUUGCUGGAAGAAAGACUUUCAGAAGUUGGCAAGACUUGUAAUUGUGGGAUGCCAACUGAAGGUGAGAGUGGACAAAAAGGCUUCAUGAAUGGUGAAAGACGGGAGAACAAGUUUGCAUUUUUGAUGGCUAGUGGUCAAGGGAAUGUCUUGGGAGUAGAGACAGAGUCGAAGCCUGAUAGAGAUCUUCAUUCCUUACAGGACGUUCAUUCGUUACAUGAACUUAAAGAAGUUCUAAAAGCAGUAACCCCCGAGAUUCAUCCGAAAAUCCUUAUCAAACUCGAAGACGCAAUGAGUACCUCGCCUGCAUCCUCACAAGUACCUGAUAGCAGCACCCCAGUAUCAUUAGGUGAUACGCGGGCAUCACUGAACAGGAUGCCUGUUAUCCCACAAGACAGUGAGAGUGGAAGAGCCAGAUACAGGAGAGGCGGUAAGAAAAGAGGACGAGACCGAAAUCAAUCGGAUGAGCAGGUCCAGAGAGCCAGAAGUACUGGAGCUGAAACGAGAGAACCGGAUCGAAAUUCGACAGAGAUAAAAGGCGUCCAUUUCCAGGCCAAUCUCAAUCGAACCACAACAAUCGGCGUAGCUGGUUGGGUUCCUUACUGGGCUCUAUCCUCGUCACUACUGAAGGCAGGGUCUGCAGACUACAUGGAUGAAAUCAAAAGGGAAUUUCGACUGUCAGCGCGGGGGAACGUUACCGUACGAACUCCAGGAUUGUACUACGUAUAUAGCCAGAUGAUGUACUACGACCCAAAUGAGUACAUCGGUCAUACCAUAGUGAUCGAUGGUGUCGAAGCAUUCACCUGCAUCGCCCCGAUCUCGGAACAGACAAGCAAGUACAAAACAUGCUUCAUCGGCGGUCUCGUGUACCUUCCUCCAAGGGCGAAGGUUGCCAUUAAAAUGCUGUACACCCCUCGUCGAGUCUGCCUGUUUGAAGACACAAGUUAUUUCGGCAUGUUUAGAGUCACUUGAGGCUUGUAUAGAUCCGGGUCGAAGCUCCACUUCGUUUGCUUUUACUGAGAGUCAAUAACGACUAAUGAGCCCCAGACACCGACCGGAGUAUUCAUUCCAGCCCAGACUCAGACCAAAGUCCAUCAUGCAACGUGAAUAUAGUUCGCAACGAUGAGUUUGAUCUUAUUUAUUAAAACAAUAUUAGCAGGGAUGGCUUCAUGCUAGAAGAAAUAGUUGUCUGAUUUCAUAAUCAACAUUUUGUUGGGUAAAUGAAUACAUCAUGCCUGAGCCUAAGAUAUGACUGUAUACAAAGAGAGCCGUAUCAGUUUUCAAAGACAGUCAAUUUUUCUGCUAUAUUUUUCGUGGGUGUCUGAUUUAGCCUGCUAUAUAUAUGCAGUAGUGUCAUAAUCUAAAUUCACAUUGGCUAAGUUCCGAACAUAUAAAAUGAUGUUAUAAUGAACCAGGGUUUUCUAUAUCAUGUAUAUCAUCGGGUGCGGCGCCGGUGCAUUUUUAAAAGGAGUGGGGUAAGAAAACAUGAAGAUAAAGUCACUCUUUUCUCAGCGGUAAAAUGGGGGCAUUAGUAUUUACACAGCCCAGAUACAGACAUUUUCAAACUCUUCCUUCGUCGUUCUUCGUAUGUUUUCUUCGUCUUUUUUUUCGUUUUCUCCUCUUUCUUCCCUAUUGCAAAAAAUGACUAUAUACAGGGGUAUAAGUCAGCCCUGCCGCCUACCUCCGGGUCUUUGGAGCGGCCUUUCUGCUCUGAACGAGGAACACGUUGUAUUUCAUGGAAAGACUUCAAGUUGUCGGACGUUUCAUCCAAUAAAUUCUGAUUUAUCUGACAGUUACCAUAGCAACAUUAAGACACCUGUGCUUCUUACCCAAUCAAAAUCAGGGAAAGUUGUCACGUGUCCAAAAGAGAGGGGAACGCUUAAUCAACAAGUGUGAUAUGAUAUUGUUAAUGAAGUCCUACAUACGAAGGGCAUAAAGUAUAACGCACGGUCAUCAUUAGGGGAAGUUUAUGCUCCAGUAACAAAUAUUUAUCAAGUUCAUCCGAGCGAUUUGGACUCAUUUUCCUAUUCGAAUUUAUUUAAGAGUCUGUAGAUAUGCGCAAGAGGUAUCAAAGUUUUCUCUUAGUUUGACCUCCAUACGUGUUUAGUAAAAACAAAAAUGUGUAAACAUCUUUUGACUCCCGGUGUCAAAGAGGGGGGGGGGGGGGGUGAUUGGAGUGAUAAAUUUUAUUGUACCUUAUUUGCUGCGUGAAAAAGGUGGGUGGUUUUUGUGCCUCUCCUCUGAGAAAUUCUGGACUUUGUAAGAAUUACAUUUAUUUUGCACUUAGUUUUGCAUAUAACUCUUGGCAUUCUCAAGUUAAUGCUCAAAAAGAUCUUUUGUAUAUUAUGUCGAUUUUUUAAUAUUUUGUGGGGUCGCAGAAAAGGUACUGUCAUGUUGUACAUGUUUCUUACUUCUCAGUGCUUAUCAUGUUAAUGUCUACUAAAAAAAUUGUACUUUCAUAUUAAAUGUGGAUACAGACAUUGGGCAAAAUGUAUGUUCUAGUAUGUUUAUAUGUAAAAUGAAUAUGAAGAAGAAAAAAAAGAAGAAUAUAAAGAAGAAGAAGAGGAAAAAGAAGGAGGAGGGACAUCACAAACCAAGCCAGGUCUGUUUCACAAAACCGUUCUUCAUGUAACGUACGACUUUACGAACCAACUGGUACAUAUAUUAUAGUGUGUACUGCCAAAUGAGACAUUAAGUUCAAGUUUGAAUAUAUUUUAAGAUUACAUUUCUUUUUGUUUUUAGCAUAUGAAUGCAAAGUUUAUUAUUUGCUAAAAUAUGAAUAUAGUAUUAUAGGAAAUGCAAUAGCAGAUCAUUGUAUCACCAGCAGGUCAUGACCAGGGGAAAUUCUAGGUUUUGAAUUUAAGAGAAACACUUUAUUACUGGAAACAAUUUCGUUAAACAAACUAUUCCCAGACAAACCUAAAUUUUGCAUUAACAUUAGCCAGAGAGUAAUUCUGUAAUUUGAUUUGCUCACUUUGUUCGUUACUUUUACUUUUGUUAGAUUUCAAAGAGAGCUUGUUAUGCAGGGCCCGCUGUAAAAAACAGUUCAUAAGAGCUUCUGUGGAAACUCUGGGUAAAUGAGAAUGGCUAAUUAUUAUAUUUUCGAAUUGCGUCCUUGUUAUCGGGUGUUUGUGUUAUUUCAGUUUAGUCAAGAUGAUUAUUUCAUUUUGUUCUAGUAUGUCUGUUUAAGCAAAUAAACCAGACGUAGGCCCCCAAAAAGCCAAAAAUCUGC